CUUCCUCCACCUUGACGGUCAGGUAUACGGAUUUGAUCGAAAACUAAUGAAACUGGAAUUUCGCAGCGACUUCAAAAUAGGGGACGUUCAAAUGGACUAUAAACAGAAAUGUUUAAUGUAAGGUGAAGAAGACAGCAUUAAUUUGGGAGUCAGUUGGUGGACGCACCGUGUAUACUACCUUGGAGCCAGUAAGUCAUGUCUGCCGGCACCGCAGGCAGUCUGAGCCGCAGCUCAGGGCCCGGUAGCUACAGGCAUGGGCCAAACCAGAGCAGCAGCCAGAGGUCGUCGUAUGAGGAGCGCUGUGUGGACCCAGUGGAAGACAGGCUACCCACACCAGAGCCAAAGACAGUCCACAAAGCUCACCUAAAAGAUGCAAAUGGUAAGGAGUCUGAGACCAUUGGCUUCAUUCCUGGCUCAGCUGAUGCUCCCUCUGCAGCACAAACUUGCAAUCCCUGCGCCUCUUCAAAGAGCUGUAGGACCUUUGUGUGCAGUGUGCUGACCUGUGGCCUGUAUAGGGUCUGCCAGCGUUCCAUUCUUGCUCCAUGCCUGGCACCAAACGAGAGCUCCCCAGAUGAGCCAGAGAAGGUGAGCCUCCGAAAUAUGAACCAAGGAGACAACAAAGAGGAGGAGACAGACUGGCUAGGGGACGUUCACAUUGCUGGAGUCAAAGUGGAUAGUCCCAGGGAGUAUUUAGAGGUCGAAACCAAAUCUCCAUCAUCAUAUGUGUCUCAGGCUAGUGGUCAGACACAGCCCAGGAAUUCCUCCCUUCACGAGUCCAUGAGGUUUGAUGACUGGGAGGAUGGCGAGGAGGAUGUGGACUCUCUGAUUACUAAGAAGCUGCUGGAGCUCUACUCUGAAUAUCAGAUUGAAGAGCUGGCCAGGUGCACCUCAGACUCAGUGUUUCUGAGGAAGAGCAAGGCCAUCAAUCAGCUCAUCAACUCACUGGCAGAAGAGCACAAAAUGGACGAGCAAGAGGCUGAGUGUCGACUGGUGCGCGGCAUCAUUCGCAUAAGCACUCGGAAGAGUAAGAGGAGGCCCCACACCUCGAAGACAGAGAGGACGGUGUCUGACAGCGGGAAUGAAACCAUGAAGGAGAGCGAUUCCUUGUCAUUCAGCAACAAUAAUGACUACAAAUCCAAUCCAAACAUCCAAAUAUCAGAGCUGACCUCCUCUGACAAGUGUGCCAGGGACAUGUGGAGAAACAAUGGUGGUCAUACUUCUACUUCUCCAACAACCUACUCGCCCUCUCACACAGAGACUAACUCUUCAGGUGUCUCACUAAUUCGCUCCUCUGUGAGAACAUGAUUCUUGCACCACACUGGAGGUCUGUACUUAAAUUAUUUGUCAUGCUGUGUCCACAAGGUCACAUAUGAGACUUUUGAAAGGGGACGCUACUUGCACAGGAGUCUCUGGCUGAGCCAAGCUCUUUGUAGAGACCAUGGCUUUGCUGUGGAAAAAGAAAAUGUGAAAAUUCACAUUGUCUGAAGGACGUCAGUGAACUCAGGGCUCUGUGUGUACAUAUUUAUGUUUGAUGAAUGUUAUAUGUGUAUUCGAAGGAUUGUUUGAUUUAGAGCUUGUCCUGCAGGCAGAUACAACCAGCAGCUCUUAAAUAUUGUCAUACAAUUAACCGUCCCCUCAUCUUUGAAGGAGAUAUGUUCAUGAAACCUUAUUCUUAAUUCACUGGUCAGAUUAUUGUGCUGUUGUUAUGCAAAGGACAUUGAAAUUAGAUCUAUAAAAGUAAAAUAUAGAGUUGCAUUUUUGGCACAUUUCAUUUGCAUUUUUUGUGUGUGAUUUUAAACUGUACUCCAUUGAGUGGUUAUGUAACACCUAUUUACAGUUAGUGAUUCUCGAUUAAUGAUCAGAAAUUAUGUUCUGAUGAUUUUCAUAAUUUGACAUUUUUCAAAAUGAUGAGAGCAGAAAAUCACUGUUUGAAAGGUUUCAAUAAUAUAAAAGGAUGAAGUUAAGAAUAUUUGGUCAGAAGUAAAAGUAGUGUCAAAUGAUCCUGUAAAUAUGAUUUUAGUGUGUUUUAUGUGUGCCAGGUGGUACAUUAGACAUGAGAAUGGGAUUUUAUGUUAAAAUGUGACAUAACAAAAUUCUGUCAAAGAAAUAAUUUGAUUUGCUUUAUUGUCAAGACUUCAAAGAGAGGACUGGUGCCACUCUCAUGUCUGUAUACUGUAAAUGACAGCCAAUGACAGCCAGUUAGCUUAUCUUAGCAUUAAGAGUGGAAACAGAUGGAAAAAGGUAGCCUGUAUCUGUCCAGGGUAACAAAAUUAGCAGAGGAAGGCUUUAUAAGCUCACUGAUUAACACAUUAUAUUUUGUUUGAAGUGGGAAAGCAACAUGGUUUUACAGGGAGUUAUUUACAAGACUGUUUCUUGGCUGAAACUUUUUACUUUAUGGUUUUUUUACUUAUUAAACCAAUGAGAUACAAUAUGUUAAUUACUGAGCAUAAGAGGUGCUGGGUAGCCAUUUUUAUUACCUUUGGAUACGCCCAGACUAGCUUUUUACCAUGAUUUCCAUUUAAGCUAUGCUAACCAACUGUUGGCAGCAGCUCCUUAUUUACUGUACAGACAUGAGAGGGAUACUGUAUUGUCUUGGGAAGAAAACAAAUAUAUUUCCCAAAAUGUAAUAUCUGUUUUGUUUUUUACACUGAGGAAAGAGAAUUGAAAAAAGUUAAAGCUAUGGAAGAAGUAAGUUGACCUUGAAUUAGAUUUUUUUUAUGUCAAAAUUCAGUUUCUGUUGUGACUUUAAUGUGGCGUAUGACUUUUUCUUUUCAAAGCAGAUGAUUGUUAGUGUCAUAACAUGAAGUUCAUAUGAAGCAGAUAUCUCUCAACCCUGUGGUUAAUGCACUCUGGAUUUUGUUGUAGGCCAUUUGCAGUUCUGUCUGCACCUGAACUCUCCAACAAAAAGAUGUUAUGAAAGCUGGUGUGAACUGCAGCUAUAGUUCAGGUUUUAUCAUGUACUAUAACUUAAUAGUGACAUUAUCCCAGGCUGUGUCAUGAAGUAAUCAUUCCAGUAAUCAUGUAUGCUGUGUUUGCUCCUGGGUCCUGAUGGGAAUUUGGCCAGCUGAUUUAAGUGGAUUUUUUUCAGCACUGUGUCUUUCCUAUCAGCAUUAGCUUAUGGUUAACUGUUGGUCAUGGACCUUGUUGUAGUGGCUUCAGUUAAUACACAUGGGUAGAUUAUAGAUAUAUUCUAAACAUAUGGUUCAACUGUCCAGAUUAUGUUUUUUUCUUCUUGGAUCUAUCCUGUGUUUGAAUUAUAUGUAUAAGGAAUAAACUACUUUUUUUUGCCUUAAGCUAAUAUGGUCCCAGAUGCUUUAAACAAUUUAACACCACAGUGUCUUUUUAGUGAGUCUGGAAUUUUCCUGCAACAGCAGUGUCAUUAAAAUGAAAUGGUGCAAAACUGGUUGUUCUGGUUUAGACCAAGACACAGAAAAUGUAUAUUGACUAAUUAGAAAUGAUGAGUAUGUCUGUGUCAUAUAAAUGGCUAACUGUAACUAUCUUAACAUGCUUCUUAUUUCAACUUGUUGAAAUGUCUGUUAAAACAUAGCAUUAUGUUCUUAUUCACACAUUAGACCAUACUUUGUCAAGUUUCUGGAAACAAAGUAUAAUGCUUGGGUCUAUACCAAUAGGAACUUUAUAUUUUCAGCAAAGUUGUUGUCAGGUCCUGGUUCUUCUUUCAACAGUAAUCCAUCUUUUAACAGAUGUGUUAUUAUAAAACAAUAAAGUAAAUGAAGUGAAACAAAAA
Molecule: messenger RNA, 3745 nt
Organism: Lates calcarifer (barramundi perch)
Lineage: Eukaryota; Metazoa; Chordata; Actinopteri; Centropomidae
Product: keratinocyte differentiation factor 1-like
Exons: 4
Coding region: 196-1305 (369 amino acids)
Biological process (GO): keratinocyte development; regulation of epidermal cell division
Cellular component (GO): cell junction
Source: RefSeq, a predicted model, not a curated record